Messenger RNA from Seminavis robusta, 984 nucleotides. Lineage: Eukaryota; Bacillariophyta; Bacillariophyceae; Naviculales; Naviculaceae. The record is from the annotation of a GenBank genome assembly.
AUGCCUCCCUUUUGGCUGCUGCUCCUCCUCCUCUUGGCUACUCGCGUCCAAGGACAGCUCCAGUUCUCGGCCAAUGUGUUUCCACCCACAUGCGACGGUUGUUACUGUGUGGUGGAGGACACUAAUAAUAGUACGUGCCCUUCCAUGCCGGCCAUUUCCUUCAACUUUACACAAUUACUCAAGCGAAUGAGAUGGACCAAUCCCAUUCAUCUCGAAUGCAAUCCCUACCCGUAUGCCAACGUGGAAGGCUGUACUCUCACCGAUUCGAAGGGCAACAAUGUCGAACAAGAGUGGGGCCCAGAGGCAGUUUGUGGGAUUCGCUAUGACAAUAGACUCUUGAAUCAAUGCUAUGGAAGCUACACGACAGAGUCCUUUGAAACCAGAGACGAAGCAGAACAAGCAGGCUUCACGGUCACUCAUAUGGGUGCUUGUGGCACUUGUAGUUCCACCACGGAUCUGGCCAUUUACAUUGAAACCCCGGAUUUACAGGGACCAGGAGCCGAGUGCGGCUACAUUUCACUCUCCAAUAAGACGGCGGCGUUGGAAUGCUAUAAAGACAUUGGUUUCACCAAGAGCUGUGCCGCCACAUGGUUGUACGAUACCACCACCAAUACGCGUGAAAACUGUUUGAGCUCCUGCCUGAAAUACUUUGGAGACCCGCCCAACUUGAACGAAUCCCAAUGUCCCCUCAAUGAGUGCAUCCUUUGCAAUGAAGAAAUUAGUGGACCCCUCUUCAAGAAAUAUGCCGGACGAACACGACGGGGAUCUGGAUUGCUCAGUUACAUUGUCCGCAACUGUUCGGAGUUGACCUAUGAUGUGUCACCGUUGGAUCCCUGUCCCGGCGGAUACCUCAGUGGAUUUGACGACGCCAUGCUUUACCAAAGCACUCCGAGCAGUAGUGCAUCCCAAAGAUGCUGGACGCUAUGGAUGGGCAGUUUCGUGGCUGCCACUACUCUACUGCUGCAACGACGGAGUGGAGUGUAG